Girardinichthys multiradiatus is the source of this 2418-nucleotide messenger RNA. RefSeq names its product glucuronokinase with putative uridyl pyrophosphorylase. The record is from RefSeq and is a predicted model, not a curated record. Gene Ontology annotation, molecular function: glucuronokinase activity; ATP binding. Gene Ontology annotation, biological process: biosynthetic process. The coding region runs from base 106 to 1974 and encodes 622 amino acids. The transcript has 23 exons. NCBI's taxonomy places the organism in Eukaryota, Metazoa, Chordata, Actinopteri, Cyprinodontiformes, Goodeidae.
GUCUCUGUGACGCUCUAAAUGUUUUAAAGCUGCUGGACAGUCAGAGGGUCUUCAGCCCGGGGAGUCUUAUUUUAAAGCCCCACCUAAACGACCUGAUCUGCAGCCAUGAUCUGCAUCCUGCUGGUAGCCGGCCACGGCACAGUUUUAGAGACACAGAUCAAGAAUGAUGACACAGGUUUAUACAACCAUCUGACUGGUGUACCCAAGGCUUUGCUUCCUGGGAUUGGGGGAAAGAAGAUCCUGGAUUUCUGGUGGGAGACUGUCAACGUGCGGCAGCUCUUCACUGAGGUCUACCUGGUCACCAAUGCAGACAAGUAUAAGCACUACGAGCGCUGGGCCACAGCUAAUGACUUCCCAGUGGAAAAUGUUGUCAACGAUGGCAGCACCACCUUGAAGGACCAGCUUGGGGCCGUGGCCGACCUGGAACUUGUCAUACGGAGUCGCAAGCUGGAGGAUGAAGUUGUUGUGAUCGCUGGAGACAUGCUGUGUUCUGAUCAGAACUUUGACAUCGCUCAAGUUAUCCGCUUCUUCAGGUCCAAGCCUGGAGAGCUGAUCAUCUAUUAUGAGCUGGAGGAAGGUGAGAGGAGCAGCUCCAGGGGUAUUGUGGAAGUCUGUCCUGAGACCCACAGGAUAACUCGCUUUUUGGAAAAACCUGAGGAAGAGCGGACAACGUCCCGGCUGGCCAGUGUGGUGUUUUACUGCAUCCGUGGAGAAACGCUGUCCUACAUGUCCGACUUCCUCAGCCUACAGCCGCAAGCGUCUGAGCGGACCUUCGGACUGUUCUGGGAGUGGCUCAUCAAUGAGAAGCAGCUCGACGUUUUUGGCAUGAAGCUUCCCACUGGCUUCCAGCUCAUUGGACAAGUGGGCCUGUCCGACUACACAAAGUGGCUCACUCACUACUCCACCAAGAAACAGGACAACCCUGCGGAACCAAUCACAUGCCGGUCAUAUGCCAGGGUUGGAUUAAUGGGAAAUCCCUCAGAUGGCUUCAAUGGGAAAACCAUCGCCAUGACCAUCUCUAACUUCUGGGCUGAGGUUACUCUGGUGGAGAGCCAGACUCUGGUUUUAGUCCCUCAUCCCCUGAAUGACCCCACAGAGUUCGGCAGUCUGCAGGAUCUGUUCUGUAUCAGCAGGAGGGAGGGGUAUCUUGGAGGUCUGCGGCUGCUGCAGGCUACGUGUAAGAAGUUCUACCAGUUCUGCUCCAAACGAGGCAUUGCUUUGACAAAGCAGAACUUCACCCUGAAGUACGACACCAAUAUUCCUCGACAAGUGGGCCUAGCUGGAAGCAGUGCCAUCGUAUCAGCAACUUUAAAGUGUCUCAUGAAAUUCUACAACAUCACUGACAAUGAUCUGCCCAAACCAAUCCGAGCCAACUUCAUCCUCAGUGUGGAAACCGAUGAGCUGUUCAUUACAGCUGGCCUGCAGGACAGAGUGGUGCAGGUGUAUGAAGGUUUGGUCUACAUGGAUUUCAGCAAGAAGCUCAUGGAUGAGCAAGGCUAUGGGAACUAUGCUUCCAUGGACAUGAGUAACCUUCCACCAUUCUGGCUGGCCUACCUGAGUGACCCCAGCGACUCUGGACGCAUCCACAGCAACAUCCGGCAGCGCUGGCUUAGCGGAGAAUCAGUGGUUGUUGAGGCCAUGAGGUCCUUCGCUGAGCUCACAGACCAUGCAAGGACAGCAAUUAAAGAGAGAGACUGGAGUCGUCUGGCGCAGCUGAUGGACCAGAACUUUGAGCUGCGCAGGUCAAUCUACACCAAUGACUGUCUGGGUCCUGGGAACCUCAGGAUGGUUCAGCUGGCGAGGCAGUUUGGCUCAGCUGUGAAGUUACCCGGCAGUGGGGGGGCCGUGGUGGGUCUGUGUCUGGACCAGGCAAGGCUGGUGGAGAUGAGGCACGCGUUCCAGGAGGCAGGCUGCGUCUUCUGUGUCAUCGCACCGUACAACCCAUCUGCCAGCUCCGUUGGAGGCCUUCACUAACCUGACCCAUCCCGCCGCUGAUCAGUGGGGCCACUCGAGGCCAAAUCCCGGUCACCGCUGAGAAAUAUUCCACAGCAAAUGACCAUUUAUUGGACAGCCAGUCCUGUUGUUAACCUCCAGGAUGCUUUGAUUGGCUUUAUUGUAACAAUAGACUGAGAAGAUCAUGAUCAGCUGCAUGUAAUGACAUGAGAGAUGAAUUAGAGAAAUAAUUAGUGAGGCUACUGAGGCUUCGCUUUUAAGGAACAACAGGACAGACAUUGGAAGCAGUGAUUCUGUAUCUAGAAUGAGCAACAUGAGGAUGCACAGUUAGGAAAGAUCAUUUAAUGUGAAGUUGGUCAAAUUAUUGUCAACAACGAUGUAAAAUGAUGCCAUCACUUUCUACAUGUAAUAUUUAUUCAUCGAUAUUACUAUUAUUUUACACCCAUUAAAUCGAUUUUAACAGCA